Messenger RNA from Physella acuta, 1196 nucleotides. Its product is annotated as histone H3.3A. Gene Ontology annotation, molecular function: protein heterodimerization activity; structural constituent of chromatin; DNA binding. NCBI's taxonomy places the organism in Eukaryota, Metazoa, Mollusca, Gastropoda, Physidae. The record is from RefSeq and is a predicted model, not a curated record. Gene Ontology annotation, cellular component: nucleosome.
AAUCAAAUGCGUGUUUAUAAAAAGAUAUGAAUUUCAAUUUACCCAGAAUACACCACAAAAUUGCGGUAAGAAGAACUAGUUGUAGUAGAAACUAUUCGUUCGAGAGUCCAAGUUAUUUACAGUUCUUAAGCGGGAGAUAAACUAGAAAUCAGAAUGGCCAGAACUAAACAAACUGCUCGUAAAUCAACUGGUGGUAAGGCACCAAGGAAACAGCUAGCCACUAAGGCUGCAAGAAAAAGUGCACCAUCAACUGGAGGUGUAAAGAAACCACAUCGUUACAGGCCUGGUACAGUUGCUCUCAGAGAAAUUCGCCGUUACCAGAAAUCUACUGAGCUGCUUAUUAGGAAAUUGCCCUUCCAGAGACUUGUAAGAGAAAUUGCUCAGGACUUCAAGACAGAUCUUCGCUUUCAAAGUGCAGCUAUUGGCGCUUUACAGGAAGCCAGUGAAGCCUACUUGGUAGGUCUUUUUGAAGACACCAACCUUUGUGCUAUUCAUGCCAAGCGUGUCACUAUCAUGCCUAAAGAUAUCCAGUUGGCCAGGCGAAUUCGAGGAGAGCGUGCCUAAUUUUCUUUUAAUGCACAUUUUUUAAGAAUAUAUAUAUUUGACAGACAAAAUAGACAAUUUUGGAAAAUUUUAUUUCCUGUCCACUGUGUAUUUGGACGAGUAAUUCAAAAUUCUUCAUGGAUACGGAAUACUGAAACAUACAAAUUGGAUAUUCUUUAUUAAAAAAUAUGAAAUGGAGAAAUAUGCUGUCAUUGCAUCUUUGGUUGUAAUUUGCUUUUAGUUGUGUGGUCAGGUAAUAAAAUAUUCCUUUGACAUAAAAGUGCAGCAGCAGCAUCUACUUUUCAUAAUAUAUAUUACAUGACCAUAAAAUCUCAGUGAAAAUUUUUAAAUGUUGUCGGAUUUCUUUUGAUGUCAAUGUUUUCAAUUAUUCACGUUCAACAUGUUUGUAAUCGUAGUCUCCAUAAUUCAUCCUUUCAUUUUGUAGCAUGUGUACUUCUGUUUUUCUUUGCUGUAAAAUCAGUUUUUUAAUUUAUUUUAAAAUCAAAUGGAGAACUGGGUCAAUGCUCUUUGUAAGUCAUCAAAUCAUAAUUAGUCAUUGUAUGAACAUAAGACAUUUAUCUGAUCAUCAUAACUUCAAAAACAAAACAUUGUAAUUAUUGCUGGUAGGUUUAAUAAAUGUCUUAGUUAAAGUA